Messenger RNA from Aspergillus wentii DTO 134E9, 419 nucleotides. RefSeq lists its product as uncharacterized. The coding region runs from base 99 to 377 and encodes 92 amino acids. Lineage: Eukaryota; Fungi; Ascomycota; Eurotiomycetes; Eurotiales; Aspergillaceae. The record is from RefSeq and is a predicted model, not a curated record. The transcript has a single exon.
CCUUAUCUUUCUCCUUUCUGUUACUUGCUAUAUUAUCUCGCUCCAUCAGCAGCAAAGGAAGAAACCCAACAAAAAUCAAACCAAAAGAGCGCUGUUGAAUGGACGGGCUUUCUACAUUUCAAACCCAGAGUCCUCGGCAUCCUAUUUCUGAUUGUUCAUUGUCUUUGUCCGGCGUUGCAUUGGCGGAGUCAAGAUGGCGCAGGCAAAGAUGGGAACUGGUGGUUUUCAGUGAAGAGCAUAUUUUGUUACAGUCCCUUGAUAAGAUUCGGGUGGACGUCAUUUCUUUGCUUUUGCUUUUUAUUUUGACCGUUUCUAUUGGGGCGGCUAUAUGCAUUUGUAAAAAUAGACUUUUAGGCCUUGUGGCCAUGGGAGAUUAGCGUUCAGAUUUGUCGUUAUGCCAAAUUUAUGAUUUCCAAUUC